AUGGUCCACCCCGCCGAAUACGGGGUGCACCACUUGGCUGCUACCACUGCUUCAGUCUUCCGAAUGGGCGGCGAAGAUAAUGCUGUCCCAACGGCGAUACUAUCGACGACAAACGAAGCUGAAGAGAGAGCGCCUACUGGUUUGAACAAAAUCCUGUCUCCAUUCAAGGGUGCUACUGCGAUGGUAGCAGACGCUGUCAAGUUGAGGUCUUGGCUGAGCAAAGACACACCUGUAGCUGAUGUUCUCGUGGCGCUUAAGAUAAGUGAGCGAGUGGAUGACGCUCUUACCGACCCCAAUUUGAAGACAUUGAGCAAGUACGUCGACAUGUUUAACGAGAAAUACCCGAAUAACCAAGUGUCGCUAUUCGGAACGCUUGCGGGUCAUUAUGGCGAUAAUGUUGUUGCUACGGCGCUUGUAAACGCGAAACUGGCUGCGAGUACCAAAGCAGAUCUACACCUUCGCCAAUUUGAGCACUGGUUUACUACGGGUAAAUCGGCUAAAGACGUUUUCAAGCUUCUCGAGAUGGCUGACGACGGGCCUCGAUCUCUGAUAAGCUGUAAAUUGACUACAUUGGAAGACUACAUUAAGUUCUCUCGCAUCAAGAAUCAUCACGAUUCAACGAAUAUCUUCAGAGUAUUACGGAAUGGCUUUGGUGGAGAUAAAGAUUUUGCUAUUAUGGUAUCAAAGGCAAUGGAUAUACCAGAAGCAAAGCUGAACGCCGGCAUCUACCAGGACGCGUUAUUCGAGCGAUGGUUUAAGAGCAAUAUGGAACCACAAGACGUCCUCAUGACAGUUUUUAAGAUCGAUGAUGUGGCUACCUCCGGCGCUCGGGAACAAUCUAUCGUAAGCCAGUACAAGAAAUACUACGAGUGGGAGCUGGGUAUCGACCAGAUUCCAAGCUUUCUUGGUCACGUAUUUCGCCCACGUUAG
Phytophthora infestans T30-4 is the source of this 930-nucleotide messenger RNA. Its product is annotated as RXLR effector family, putative. Bases 1 to 930 code for a protein of 309 amino acids. Lineage: Eukaryota; Oomycota; Peronosporomycetes; Peronosporales; Peronosporaceae. The record is from RefSeq and is a predicted model, not a curated record. The transcript has 3 exons.